UCAGUGACUUAUAGUGGGACUGCGGUGGGCAUUCUGACACUGGGGGGAACUGACUUGGUGUCACUGACAUCCCCAGUGACACCAAUACAGUGAUCAGUGCUAAUAAAAAGUACUGACAAGGUACUAAUGACACUGGGCAGGAAGGGGUUAACAUGUGGUGCGAUCAAAGGGUUAAAUGUGUGCUGUGUUGUGUUUUACAUAGUGUGUGCUUUACUAGGGAAGCAUGCUGCUUUGUAUUGCUCUGCUACGCAGAGCAAUACAGUACAAAGAAGCAUGUCGUUACUGACAAUGGAGAGAUCUGUGUUUUCACACAGACCUCUCCCCUGUCACUGUUCCUGGGCGAUCACC
Staurois parvus is the source of this 348-nucleotide messenger RNA. Lineage: Eukaryota; Metazoa; Chordata; Amphibia; Anura; Ranidae. The record is from the annotation of a GenBank genome assembly.